CCUGAAUCAUACGUCCCGCCACUAGCGGCGAGCUCUAGAGGAAGACAGUGUAGUCUUGUCUUUCCUUCUUAGUCUGUUGCUGGUAUGACGCAUCACUCAAACACCUCUUAAAAAAGAUAAAAUUGGGGAUAUUUUUCAAUUCGAAGAAAGGCCUUUCCUACUCAAAUAAAACAUGGCAUUUCAACCAAACAACCCAACUUACUCUGCUCAGCCCGGGCAACCAAGCUCCGACUGGGCUGUCCCGGGGGUAGAUCAAGGGCCACCACCUCAAUAUAUAAAUCCAAUAAGUCAACCACCUGACCAACAACCACCUUUAGACCCAGACAACAAAAUUUACGGUGUAGCAGAAUCCGGAGGGCUCGGCGAUGCCGCGUUUGCCUUCUCUGAUCAGUCUAUCCGUAUGGUUUUCGUAAGGAAGGUGUACUCAAUUUUAAUGGUGCAACUUGCCAUCACGGUGGCAAUUAUAUCUCUCUUUGUGUACGAACCGAGCGUCCAGUUGUACGCAUUUGAACAUCCAGAAAUGUGGUUAAUUACGUUUCUCAUGGCCAUCGGCCUUAUAAUCGUUCUGGCUCGUUGCCACGAGUUCCGACGGCGCUGGCCUUUGAAUCUGAUUUUACUGGGACUUUUCACUCUUUGCGAAGGCUUUUUGCUGGGCACACUCUCGGCUUCCAACGAAUCGGAAGAAGUGCUAAUCGCCGUCGGUAUCUGCUCGGCUGUUUGUUUUGCGCUCACCAUUUUUGCUAUGCAGACUAAAUGGGAUUUCACGGCUUAUGGAGGAAUCCUCUUUGUUUGCGCCAUCGUUCUAAUUAUUUUCGGAAUCGUCGCCAUUUGCAUCCCCGGAGAUGUUACCCAACUCGUUUAUCCCUCGCUGGGCGCGUUACUUUUCAGCGUUUACCUAGUCUACGACACCCAAUUGAUGCUCGGUGGUAAGCACAAGCACUCGAUCUCCCCUGAAGAGUACAUCUUCGCAGCCCUCACUCUCUACGUGGACAUUAUCAACAUCUUCCAGUACGUGCUUUCCCUACUUCGAUUCACACGUAAAUAAAGGGCAAAGGACUAAAGGGUGGUAUAUAGCCUAAUUGUUGUCUUCCAUUUAUUGUCUAAUUAUUCAUAAACCUUAUCUUCAGGAUUAUUUCGUUUAGUCUUAGUUUUAACUGUCCAAUAAGUCAAAGUAAUCUUUAAAAGAAAUUUAAACUAGUUUGUUGUUUUUAAUAUUUAUAAUGUAAUUGAUUGGAAAUUGCUGUUACGUAUUUUUCAUGUAUUUUUAGCUUAUGCUUUUACUGUUAUUACGUGUUUGCUGGUACUUGAUUGUUUUCUGUUUACUCGAAAUUAACCGUUCCACUAUUAACAUUUGCUAUUUCUAUUACAUUCAGUCAUGAAUGAAUCUCGAACAUUUGCUAUUUCUGUUACAUUGUAUUCCGUUAUUAUCCAUCGAAUUCUGUCAUCAAUGUUGUCAAUGUCAAUAGAUGUCAAAGAAAUAUAUAGGUAGCGGGUAACCUAUACUCUUUCAAAA
Molecule: messenger RNA, 1513 nt
Organism: Daphnia pulex (common water flea)
Lineage: Eukaryota; Metazoa; Arthropoda; Branchiopoda; Diplostraca; Daphniidae
Product: protein lifeguard 1-like
Exons: 5
Coding region: 173-1045 (290 amino acids)
Cellular component (GO): membrane
Source: RefSeq, a predicted model, not a curated record